AUGCAAGUCCUAAGAGCAGUUCGUUUUGCCCUGAACCAACUAGACGGACAAAUCCCACUAGAAGUGGCUCAGUUGAGAUUUAUGACUUUCUUCUCAAUUACCGGCAACAAGAUAACUAAUAUCACUGGGGCAAUCAAGAUUCUUAUGCGUUGCUUGAUUCUCGAAACUGUGCUCAUUAGAACAGAUUUUCAAUACGAGACAAUGCCAACGGAUGAUGACAUAAUUGCUUUUAAUGGAUCCAAAAAUCUUAAGUUCUUGGAUAUAGGUGGAUGCCAACUAACUGGUGAGUUGCCCAUAUGGCUAUCUAAGCUUAAGAAGCUGAAAAUCUUAAGCCUAAAUGCCAAUUCUAUCACAGGUUCAAUUCCAAGUAGGUUGUCGACCCUUCCAAGACUUAUCUGUCUAGACAUGUCGGACAACCUCAUUUCAGGCACACAACUACAAAGCUUUGAUGCCUCUGCAUAUGAGGGCAACUAUGGACUUUGCGGUGCCCCACUUUCGGAGUGUGGCCAUGUGACUAAUGGCAAUAGUACUGAUAAGCACAUUCAGGAUGAGGAAGAUGGACACACAAUCCCAUGGUUUCAUAUAACUGUGGUGGUUGGCUUCAUUACUGGAUUUUGGGCGGUAUCAUACUUCACCAUCGAUAAGAGGGUAUUUCGGAUGAACAACAGCUAUGACGGAGAUUCCGUAGAACAAUCGCACUUGAUCUACAAUUUGCCAACGAGGUAA
Molecule: messenger RNA, 726 nt
Organism: Juglans microcarpa x Juglans regia
Lineage: Eukaryota; Viridiplantae; Streptophyta; Magnoliopsida; Fagales; Juglandaceae
Product: receptor-like protein 2
Exons: 3
Coding region: 1-726 (241 amino acids)
Source: RefSeq, a predicted model, not a curated record